UCCCAAUCCGUGAUUGCCACUGAAAUCACCAUUAAAAUCCUAUUUAAUAAAACGAAAACCCAACACUCACAACCAGAAAUUUGUUCUCUUUCUUCAAUUCGCAAAAAUGUCACGAUGAUCAUCGCCGUGUCGAUGUCGACCAAGAGUUCCGACGGCGGCGGCGGAACUGGCGAUAAAGGAGCUGCGCCGGGUCUGAACUUGUUGGCCGAUGUAGCUCAAUUCGUCAGCUUAUGCAAGGAGAAUGGCUGCCGCCACCAAGACCCGAGCUCCUGUUACAAUCAGCAGGUAAUCAGCAAGAAGCGGAAAUUCCCCCUUCAUCAUGACAAUCAACAACAACACGAAAAAGAUGGCGUCUUCGUCAAGCCAAGAAGGUUUAGCAUUCAAUUCGGCAGGGAAGAGCUCCAACCUUCCAUGGCUAGAGAAGAAGAAUUCCGUGGACUAGAAAAGGUCGCGAAUUCGAAUCUCUGCUCUUCCUCUACUUCGAGGAUCCAAAAAGAGUACAAUAGCAGAAAUAAAGAACUAGAGAAGGGCACAAAAUGUUCAAUCCCCUGUCCUUCUAUUAUAAGAAAAAAAUCCAAACAUUUCGGAUUAAUUCGCUACAACAGCAGCAGCGUCGUCGAGGUCAAGCGUUCAAGUCCCCACGUUCGUACUAUCGAACCUCGAGGAUCGGAGCGAAAUUUCAAUCCCCUCGGUACUAACCCACCGCCGCCGCGCGCUGCCCAACAGCUCGCGGCUCUAACAUCCGACCUGCGCCAGAGGAUCGCGGCGGCGACCAAGGGCAGAGUGGCCGACGCGACGGGGUUCCGGCUGGCGAUCGCCAAGCCGCUGUUCAAGUCGGAUCUCAGCCCGGGCCUGGCGCGGCUGUCGAUCCCCAGCGGCCAGAGGACGUCGGAGUUCCUGACGGCGGCGGAGAAGGCGAGGCUGGCCAAGGACGAGAGGUUCGAUGUCGGGGCGUUCGUGGUGGUGAAGUACCCUGACGUGGCGGUGGAGGUCGGCGGCGAGGUCCGCGUCGGGGAGUGGGAGAUGGGCAGCAGAGUGUGCGUUCUGACGGGGAGAGGUUGGAAAGCCGUUACGCAGAUGGAGGAGCUGGAGCUUGAGAGGGGUGAGGAAGUGGAGCUGUGGAGGUUUGGAUAUUGUGGUGGUGAAGCUGCAGGGGAGAUGGUUGGGUUUGUGCUGGUUAAUGUCAGUUCUCGGCGGCGGUGGUGGCCGGAGCUGGAAAUCGGCGGCGAGGGAGUGGAGAAGGGAGAAGGGUAGUGACGUAGUGUAGUGAGAUGUUGCGAGGGAGGAGAAAGGUGGGCAAAAUGAUUCUUUGAAGUGUUACAUAAAUAUGAGACAUAUAAGUAUUGUUUGUAUAAGUUAAUAUGAUUAAACUGAUAGUCUAACGGUAAGCUGUCGUGACAGUGAAAAUAUUUGGCGUCGUAUCUAAUGCAGCUGGCUCCUGGUUUAGUGGGCACAAGUGACACGUGUGGUUGAAGUACCUCGAAAAUAAAAUAAAAAAUUUAGUUCAACAUUGUAUAAUAUUUGGGGUAAGAAUUUCACUUAAAAGUUUGUCCUGUUUAUCACAUUAUUAUGACUAACUGUACAAAUUAACUCUGGUUUAUCAACAUUGUAUGAUAUUUGGGGUAAGAAAUUCACUCUGGUUUA
This is a messenger RNA of Linum trigynum, 1644 nucleotides long. NCBI's taxonomy places the organism in Eukaryota, Viridiplantae, Streptophyta, Magnoliopsida, Malpighiales, Linaceae. The record is from the annotation of a GenBank genome assembly.